GGCGUCAACGAGAAGGCCACGCACGGACCGGCCGAUGGCGAACAUGCAGGCAGGCGCGCCACAAGUGGCAGGGCAGGGCGGAAGUCUCCCUUCGACGGCGGCACCCCGACGACAGUACGAUCCGUCGUCGUACAGCCAUCUGCAGUCCUGGGAGACGCCGCUGCCCCCAUCGGACGAGGAGGUGGAGGCGGAGGAACUAGGGAUGUUGCCUCUGGCCAGCGGAUCGACCCAGUUGUUGUUUUCGCAGACGCUGAUAGCAGGAGGGUCGGCCAGCAAGGAAGGCGGCGAGUUCACAUCCCUCCUGGAAGCAGGCUUGGACCACGACGACGACGAAAAAGUUGAUCUGAGGUUCGGGUUGUCGUCGGGCAGCGCGAGAGAGGCUAGCCGCACAUUCAUCAUUGAAGAGCAACCUUCGCCACGUUACCUGCAACGUCCACGACGCGGGCAUACGGAACAGUCGACACUUCGUGGCGGUGCUUCCCUUACUGCAUGUGUCAGGCCGUCAUCGACAGCGCGCCAUCGUGGACCGAGUGCACCGUCCAUCGAUCCACUACCAAAGACAUUGCCCACACGCAGCGGGGUAGCGGCAGCAGCCGCACGCAUCAGCGAAGUCGCGGCAGCGCCCGCACGCAACAGCUUUGGGCGGUCAAAUAUGUCCAACCCUACACCUAGGCCCGAGGAUGAAUUCAGAGGCGAUCCCGCUUGCAGACCGGUGGUGCGUCCGCAGCCUACAGUGGAGAACAUAACAGAGGGAGUGUCGAACAUGAGGGCACACAACGAUGGUGUCGACGAGAAUGGCGGUGCUGGCGAUGAUGCCGACGAUGGAUUUAGGGAGGACGUCGAAGCUGUUGACGACGACGGCGAUGCGCCAAUUCGGCCUUUGGGGAAGGCGGGUGGGAGGGGGAGAGGACGCGGCAGAGGUGGUGGUCGCGGUCGAUCCGCAGGGCGUGGCAGCAGAGUAGCCGACGACGACGAUGGCGAGAAAUCAGCGACGUAUUGGUCUCUAGACGAUCAACUGCUCCUGGUGCGCUGCAAGCGGGAGCAGGACAUGCACCUUGCCGGCCUUGGACACAACUACGGUCGGGUGCGAACGAAAGAAUGGAAGUGGGAGGACAUCGCGAAACGGAUGGCAAACGCGGGUAGUCCUAGAGACGCCGAUGAGUGCAUGAAGAAGUGGGACAAUCUAUUCCAGAACUACAAGAAGGUACAGAGGUUCCAGAAUGCCAGCGGCGAGGCAGAUUUCUUCAGGCUGUCAAAUGAAGAGAGGAAGGACCACAAUUUCAUGUUUCGGAUGGAGAGAGCUCUCUACAACGAGAUCCAUGGAGGCAUGCUGGGAAACCACACCAUUUCCCUCCCAACAUCGCAGACACAGGGCGGCGCAUCUUCCCGCUUCAGCUUUCGCAGUGGCAGAAUGGCUCCGAGGCGAGGAAGCGGCGGUCAAGCUCGUGGAAAAAAACGUGAUGAGAUCACUGAAGAGACGGCGGGCGUUUCAGGUGGAGGACGUCACAUGACGAAGACGAAACGGUCACGUCAGGACGCGGGUUCUGUCAGCGGCUGGCACUUGGACGGCGACGAUUGGGGAAGACCAAACGACGGUGAAGGCCACAACGAACCGGGAUACCUCGCUAUGGAGGAGGUGGCGCGAAUGGAGCAAGACCAGAUCACACCUGUUACGACGCCGCGAGGGAGAAAUCGCGAAGAUGCAGGAACCGGGACAUCUGUGGCGACGACACAUGUGCAACAAGCAGUCGGCGAACGAGGAUCUGGUGGUGCGGCGACGCCACGUGUACAACGAGCACUCGGCGAGCGAGGAUCUAGCAGUGCGGGAGACGCGGCCAUGCUUGGAGAUCAGGCGCAGGUUCGCGGCGCCGCUGCGGUCGUGGGCGAAGCAGCGGGCACACCUUGUGAAACGGGGGGAGGGGGGCGGAAGGCCGAGGAGGCGGCGAGGACAUUGGAGAUCCCCCGCGCGAAGAAGAGAAAGGCGAUGGAGGACAAUAAGCCGCUUGUUAACACGGUCCGCAAAGGUGAAGUGGUGAAAGAACUGGCUGAUCGGGCGAAACUAUGGGUGGACGACAAGUCGUUCUGGAGGUCGGGGGAGGGCUGUAGGCUGUACAACAUUGUGAACAACGCACGGAAGUACCUCGUCGCCAUCGCCAGAGGAGUUCCUUUGCCGAAGGUCCCCAAAAGUGUAGCCUUGCCGAGGUCGAAAGUCACGAUGACGAGGCUCAUUGAUUCCGCGCAGUUGCAGGGGGCGAUGAAUCGCGCGUCGAAGUGCCAGAAUGUGGUGAUGCGUGUUCUGCACGGAUGGGUCUUCAAGUCCGGAAGCAGGGAGAGGGGGUACACUCUCGCCUUCCAGUACCUCCUCGAAUCGGUGGCUACGGACUUCGUGCGUGCGAUGUGGCUCGGAGAGGACAGGAGCAAUGUCAUCAGCCCCGCCAUUUACGCGCACACUCUGGAACUCAGGAUGGACCUGCCUCUGUGGUACUCAGAGGAUGCUGACGGUGAUGAUGAUGACGACGUCGAUGAUGACGAUGAUGACGACGAUGAUGAUGAUCAUCAUAAUGAUGAUGAUGAUGAUGAUGAUGAUGAUGAUGGCGACGAUGAUGAUGAUGAUGACGACCACGAUGAUGAUGAUCGUGAUGAUGACAAUGAUGACGAUUGUGAUGAUGAUGAUGAUGAUGAUGAUGAUGAUGAUGACGAUGACGAUGACGAUAAUGAUGACCACGACAAUGAUGAUGACGACGACGAUGAUGAUAAUGACGAAGACGAAGAUGAUAACCGGUCGGAGGUGGCGCGGGCAAGGUACUUUUUUCUGUGUGUUUUCGGUCAAGUAGGGCGCUGCUCGACAUUGUAAAUAUAGUGGACUCGGAAGUACGAUCAGUUCAACAGGGGUCUUUUCGUGUUGUUGCAGAUAUCU
Messenger RNA from Chara braunii, 2917 nucleotides. The record is from the annotation of a GenBank genome assembly. Lineage: Eukaryota; Viridiplantae; Streptophyta; Charophyceae; Charales; Characeae.